Molecule: messenger RNA, 2829 nt
Organism: Zootermopsis nevadensis
Lineage: Eukaryota; Metazoa; Arthropoda; Insecta; Blattodea; Termopsidae
Source: RefSeq, a predicted model, not a curated record
GUACCAUAUUGUGUGGUUUUGUGGCGCUACGUAGUGGUUAACAAUAAAACUUAUUAAUUGUUGGUUUACGAUCAAGUCAUGCUUACCGAGAAGAUGUAACGCGAACUUUAAAAAUUAAAGUAGAUGGUAUAUUCCGAAGUGAAUGUUUGUUUCACAGCUAUUUUCUUGACAAAUCUAGGUGUUUCGUGGUAUGAUUAUGUGCUUGAAUAAACCGUAUCUACAGCUUCGUGUAACAGCACAGAUGUUUCGGACAUGACGAUCGGCUGUCAUGAAUGGUGGAAGAAGGACGGUGCGACCGAGCAGGAUAAUAGAAUUGAUGAAUCGCCAGAUCAGUAGUAAUGAGAGUGACAGUCAAGAACAACACAAUCAUGUGCCUUACAUUACAACUGCAGAUGACAGAACAGUUGAUGAAGCACUCACAUUGGUUGAUGUAUAUGAUAUUCCUAAAUUUUCAGCAAGCCAGGAAUCUUGCGUUCUAGAAGAUUUUUCUCUGGAUUCUGGCGAAGAGAAAGAAUAUCAACAUAAUGCUCAAAUUACUAAACAGUGUGAAGGACCUUCACACAUGCCUCAAAAAUCACCAGUGCAUAAGAAAAUAACUAUAAAAAAUAAUAAAAAGUUCUUUCUAAAUGGAGGACGAAAGGGAAGAUGGAAGAAGAAGAAGAAGAAGAGAAAAUGCAGGGUUACAAUUUGCACAGAAAAUUGCAAAUACGAGGUGGUUCGGCAAGUAGCUAUGAAGCUAGGAAUUCGGGAUGUAGGGGAAGAUGACUCUUGGAAUGUAUACUGGACCGAUCUAUCUGUAACAGUUGAAAAAGCCAAAGAAAUGAAGCGAUUCCAGAAAAUUAAUCAUUUCCCAGGCAUGUUGGAGAUUUGUCGUAAGGAUCUGCUGGCUCGCAAUCUUAACCGCAUGCUUAAAAUGUUCCCAAAUGAAUAUAAUUUCUUCCCUAAAACAUGGUGUCUUCCAGCUGAUUACAGAGAAUUGGUAGCACAUGCACAAAGUAAAAGAAACCGAACAUAUAUCUGUAAACCAGAAACCGGGAGUCAAGGGAGAGGCAUUUAUGUCACAAAACACGUAAAAGAAAUUAAACCACAGGAUAAAUUAGUUUGCCAAGUUUAUAUUUCAAAACCAUUUCUUGUGGAUGGUUUCAAGUUUGAUUUGAGACUGUAUGUCUUAAUAACGUCGUGUGAUCCCUUAAGAAUCUAUGUUUACAAUGAAGGACUUGUGAGGUUUGCCACGAGCCGAUACCAAGAACCAUCUGAUACCAACACUAGCAAUGUAUUCAUGCAUCUUACCAAUUAUGCUGUCAACAAAUACAGCCACACUUACGUCGUGGAUGAUAAAGCUGGCAGUAAAAGGAAAAUAUCAACACUCAAUAAUUGGUUGUUGAAGAAGGAUUAUAAUGUCCAUGAGAUGUGGUCAAAUAUUGAUGAUGUGAUAGUGAAGACUGUAAUUGCUGCUCAUCCCACGCUGAAACAUAAUUACCAUGCAUGCUUCCCAGCACAUGACUUCACAUAUGCAUGCUUUGAACUCCUAGGAUUUGACAUCCUUCUAGACUACAAACUUAAACCAUAUAUAUUAGAGGUGAAUCAUUCUCCAAGCUUCCAUACAGAUGCUCAAAUUGAUCAUGAUAUAAAAGAGAGUCUUCUUCAAGAUACGUUUAUUAUCCUGAACCUUGCACAAGCUGACAAGAAGAAAGUGAUAGAAGAGGACCGUAAAAGAGUGCAUGAGAGACUGCUACAUGGCAUUAAUCACAAGGAAAGUGAGCAUGGAAAUAAUGUGAACUCUGGAUCAAGUCCUCAAGAUCAUUGGAAGAUUCAAGUUGCAUGGGAGGAGUCUCACUUGGGGAACUUCCGCUGUAUCUAUCCCUACCUUGGCUUUGAAAGAUAUGAGUGCUACUUUCACCAGAACCAGAGUUCAUUAUUUCAGGACACAGCUGCGUCCAGAGCAAGAGAAGAGUGUGCCCGUAUACAGAGAGAGGAAUUGGAGGCAAAAGCAAAUGCGGCCUCAUGUAAAACUGCAUGGAAAAACAAAGAUUUUGGAAAGUUGCAACCUGAAUCUCCAUUAAAGAGAGAAAAGAAGCCUGUUACAGCAUUGCAGAAAAGGCACAUGCUACUGAAAAAUAAACAUGUUGCAGAAAAGAAGCAGUCUUUUCUUAAUUCAUUUGAACCAUCUCCAAUUAUAGAGUCUGAAGAAAUGUCAAGAAGAAUAGCAAUGGCACAGAGAGACUUCCUAAUGAAAAGCUUUAAGAUCACAGAACAGAUUAUCCGUGCAAUGAAGAGGAAUGGCAAUCUAAGAUUGUUUGAUGAGAAGUUUAAUAUUUGUGGAAAGUUGCCCAAGAUUUUAAAAUCUGAAGAUAAAGACAGUAAUAAACUUCCAUCCAUGUUUCCUAAAUUUGGCAAGCCUCAUUUUCCACCUUGGCUCAGUGGGAACAGUUUCUACAUUAAUUCAAUUCCUCGACCUGUUAAUAAUGAAGGAGCUGUUGCACCAACUUCCACAGACAGAAUGCAGCACAUAAAUUCUUCCAGCCAACUUCAACCGUUAGGAGGUCUGAGCAUUACAUGCAGCAAUGCUCCAAUAUUUAUGCGCCCACACAUUCGUGACACGUGGCUAGAGAAAGAUAUUCGAUUUACCAAAACUCAUGUGGCACGUUCUAUUACGAACACAUACAAACUCAAAGAACUGGAGAAGAGGGAACAACAGUGCCAUGUUGAGAAUGAGAGUUGGAGCUGAAUUGUGGUUUGAACCAUUUCUUGCAAUAGCAGUGGUUUGAUUCGAGAUAGCUAUGUACUUGUACUGUGCCUUUCCAUAAUACAGUUAUGCACCAACAGCUA